CCUCUCUCUCUCUCUCCUCUCUCUCUCUCUCCCCGCAAAUCACCGGGACAGGGGACGCACUGUGUCGCCGAUUUCCCCCCAAAGCAAAGCCCUAACUUUCUCUCUCUAAAAUUCUCCCCCCUUUCUCUUUCUUAAUCUUCCCAAUCGCUAUUCCCUCAAUUUUAUGCUUCAAUUUCACUCUCUGAUUGUUUUGUUGCCACCUUUUAAGCAGCACCUCUAAGCCCCAUAUUCAUACACACACACACAGAGACACAUAAACGCACACUUUAACAGUCUAUUUCAGGCUAAAAAACCAAUUUUACUCAGGGACUUAUACUAUAGCUGAAGCUGACCCCAAUUCUUCAGAUUCAGUGGUGUAUGUGUUUAUCUUCGCGGAAAAGUUUGGAGAUUAUAGCAAGGAUGGUUUGAGCAGUUAUUGAGGUAGUGGCCAUGGGGAGCAGUGAUAUUGACAAAUCCUCGAAGGAGGCAAAGGAGUCAAAGGAGGCGGAGCAGGCUUCAUCAACUGCCACUGGUACAGUAAAUCCGGAAUGGUCCGGCUUUCAGGGAUAUUCUCCAAUGCCUCCACAUGGAUUCUUGGCGUCAGGUUCUCAAGCACACCCUUACAUGUGGGGAGUUCAGCAUCUUAUGCCACCCUAUGGUACUCCACCGCAUCCUUAUGUUGCAAUGUAUCCCCAUGGUGGAAUAUAUGCUCAUCCAUCUAUUCCUCCGGGAUCUUACCCCUUCAGCCCCUUUGCGAUGCCUUCUCCAAACGGCGUUGCUGAAGCUGCAGUUAACACCUCUGGCAAUGCUGAAGUAGAUGGUAAAUCAUCUGAGGGAAAGGAGAAACUGCCUAUUAAAAGAUCUAAGGGAAGCUUGGGUAGUUUGAAUAUGAUUACAGGAAAGAAUAAUCAACCUGGUAAAACGUCUGGAGCAUCUGCAAACGGAGCCUAUUCUAAAAGUGCCGAGAGUGGAAGUGAAGGCUCAAGCGAAGGGAGUGAUGCAAAUUCUCAAAAUGAGUCACCAAUGAAGUCAGCAGGCAGGCAAGAUUCAGGUUCUGGUGCUGAAGCAUCUCGAAAUGGCAAUUCUGCUCAUAGUUCUCAAAAUGGAGGAACUAGUGCUUCCCAUUCAUUGAUCAACCAAACUAUGCCAAUCAUGCCAAUGUCAGCUGCUGGAGGUAUUCCUGGUCCCACAACCAACUUGAAUAUUGGUAUGGACUACUGGAGUGCUGCCGCUUCACCGAGUAUACCUGCAAUUCAUGGAAAGUUACCGUCUGCUUCAGUUGCUGGAGGAAUGGUUACUGCUGGAUCAAGGGAUAUUGUCCAAUCACAAAUGUGGAUUCAGGAUGAAAGGGAGCUUAAGAGGCAGAGAAGAAAGCAGUCCAACAGGGAAUCUGCGCGUAGGUCUAGGUUACGCAAGCAGGCAGAGUGUGAUGAACUAGCACAGCGUGCUGAAGCUCUAAAGGAAGAAAAUGCCUCUCUUAGAGCAGAACUGAAUCGUCUGAGGAGUGAGCAUGACCAACUUGCUGCUCAGAAUGCUUCUCUUAAGGAGAGACUUGGUGAAGUUCCAGGGCGAGAAGAUCCGAGACCUAGUAGAAAUGACGUACAUCUAGGCAAAGAUACCCAGCAUUCAUCACAAACAGAGCCCACACAGGGUGGUCAAUGAAGUUCUCGCUACAUUAUUGUGGAUUGGAUAUUAGGGCUUAACCUAACAAAUAGUAGCUGAAGUCUAUAAUUUGCAUAUCAUGUAGUUUAAAAUCUGUGAAAUCUGAGCUUGUUAGUGUCAGGAUUUGUUGUCCAAUAUUGUCCAUUGUUUCUCAGUUGGACCAAUCUUUUAUGGUCGAGGAACUGGAUAACAUGUAGAUUAUGUGAUCAUUGGUGCAGGUUAGUUCUGUGCCAAAUAGGUGGUGUUUCUAUUUGCUCAAAUUUUUAUGUACUGAAGUGGUUGAAUGAAUUUGCUCGUCUUAGAAGAAAUGCUCUAAGCACAAAUAAAUAUGCAAUGUGACUGUAUUA
This is a messenger RNA of Nicotiana tabacum (common tobacco), 1988 nucleotides long. RefSeq names its product bZIP transcription factor 16. Gene Ontology annotation, molecular function: DNA-binding transcription factor activity; sequence-specific DNA binding. Gene Ontology annotation, cellular component: nucleus. The record is from RefSeq and is a predicted model, not a curated record. NCBI's taxonomy places the organism in Eukaryota, Viridiplantae, Streptophyta, Magnoliopsida, Solanales, Solanaceae. Gene Ontology annotation, biological process: regulation of DNA-templated transcription.